Messenger RNA from Cydia splendana, 413 nucleotides. RefSeq lists its product as uncharacterized. The record is from RefSeq and is a predicted model, not a curated record. Bases 147 to 413 code for a protein of 88 amino acids. Lineage: Eukaryota; Metazoa; Arthropoda; Insecta; Lepidoptera; Tortricidae. The transcript is spliced from 2 exons.
CUGUGAUUCCAUCAUCCACCAGUUUCCUAGUAUUUACGCGUGACACACACACAUUGACAGUUAUCUCUAUGCCCUCAUCCACCAAUUUGCUGUCAGGCGGAUCGAAACGUCGUUCAAGUAAACGUCUCGACGAAAAAUAUUAAAAUAUGCCGACAUGCGUGAUAAAAUGCUGCAAAAAUUAUACCGAUCGCAAGAAAAAACGGGACGGGAUAACUUUUCAUAGGAUUAAUAAAGAAAAUAAAGAUUGGACAAAUCGUCUUGUAGAUAUUAUAAGAAAAUGCAGACAUGAAACCGAUUGGAUUCCUUCCAAAUCAAGCGUGAUUUGUAGUGUGCAUUUUGAUGCAAAUGAUUUUUAUACCUCAAAAGGUGGACGUCUUUAUCUUGUUAGCAAUGCGAUACCAAAGAAGGUAUAA